AUGGAGAUAGAAACAGCUACAAAAAUGGACGAUAAAGAAAAAUGUAAAAACAGUUCAAAUAAUAAAAAUAGCCAGAAGAUUAAUAAAUCGUCUUUGUUUGCAUUGUUUUCAGCAGCUGAUAAAUUAGACUAUGCCUUGAUGAUAAUUGGAGGUAUAGGUGCAUGCAUACAUGGUGUUGUUCUUCCUUUUUUCUUCGUUCUAUUCGGCGGUUUGAUCGACUCGCUCGGAAAAUAUUCUUCAGAUCCUCAUAAAAUGUCUUCCCGUGUAGCACAGUAUGCUUGGUACCUGGUUUAUCUUGGAUUGGUAUUAUUUGCAAGUUCUUGGAUAGGAGUUGCAUUUUGGAUGCAAACAGGCGAAAGGCAAACUGCUCGCUUACGUUUACAAUAUCUAGAGGCUAUUUUAAAAAAGGAUAUUAACUUCUUUGAUACUGAAGCACAGAACAAAAACUUAGUUUACCAUAUUUCUAGUGAUGCAAUACUAGUACAAGACGCCAUUGGUGAUAAGAUAGGACAUACGUUGCGCUAUCUUUCUCAAUUCAUAGGCGGUUUUGUAGUAGGCUUCACUAUGGUGUGGAAGCUUUCCCUAGUUACUUUAUCUAUUGUUCCUUUGAUUGCUGUUGCCGCUGGAUUUUACACUAUAAUCCUAUCUACAUUUUCAAAAAAAGCUGAAGCUACUUAUGCUGAAUCUGGCAAGGUUGCUGAAGAGAUUAUCUCACAAGUUCGGACAGUAUAUUCGUUUGUGGGAGAGUGUAGGGCAGUGGAAAGGUACUCAAGAUCACUUGAGAAAGGAGAAAAAAUAGGGAAAAAAAGUGGAGUAGCAAAAGGUCUUGGAAUUGGCUUAACAUAUGCACUUUUGUUAUGUUCUUGGGCUUUACUUCUAUGGUAUUCCAACAUACUUAUUAGGCAUCAUGAAACUAAUGGAGGCAAAGCUUUUACUACCAUUCUCAAUGUUGUCUUCAGCGGAUUUGGACUAGGUCAAGCUGCUCCAAAUCUUGCUGCUAUAGCUAAAGGUCAAGCUGCUGUUGGCAAUAUAAUUAGAUUGAUUAAGAGUGAUAAUGAUUCUUCUAAAAGGUUGGAUUCUGGAAUAACUUUACGAAACAUAAGUGGUGAAAUUAAGUUCAAUGAAGUCUGCUUUGCUUAUCCUUCAAGGUCUAAAAUGAUCUUCGAAGGUCUAAGUUUCUCAGUUUCUUCUGGAAAGAGUUUUGCUGUUGUGGGCCCUAGUGGCUCAGGAAAAAGCACCAUUAUUUCCUUGGUUCAACGCUUCUAUGUUCCCAUUUCAGGAAGUAUAUUGUUGGAUGGGCAUGAUUUACGAAAUUUCAGCCUGAAAUGGUUGAGACAACAAAUGGGAUUGGUUAAUCAAGAACCAGUCUUAUUUGGUGCAACCAUAGCCGAGAACAUUCUAUGUGGCAAAGAAGGUGCAAAUAUACAACAGCUUGAGGAGGCUGCUAAAGCCGCAAAUGCCCAUUCUUUCAUUCAAUCAUUACCUAAUGGUUAUCACACUCAGGUCGGAGAAGGAGGAACUCAACUUUCCGGGGGCCAAAAACAGCGAAUUGCCAUCGCAAGGGCGGUCAUACGAAAUCCAAAAAUACUAAUCUUAGACGAAGCCACUAGUGCUCUUGAUUCGGAAUCGGAACACAUUGUUCAGAAAGCAUUAGAAGUGAUCAUGUCACAAAGAACAACCAUCGUUGUUGCUCAUCGAUUGUCCACUGUUCGAGAUGCUGAUCAAAUCAUAGUCCUCAAAAAUGGAACGCUUGUAGAAUUGGGAAAUCAUGCACAAUUGAUUUCAAAGGGUGGAGAAUAUGCAGCUCUAGUUGAACUACAGGUAUUAGAAAGCAGGCCUUUUAAAGCAUCAAUUGGCUUGGAACAAACAACUCAAGAAAUCUGGAGCAAUUCUAAGCAGUCCAACAAUAAUGUUAGCCCCUUGAAAGAUUCAAGAUCAUUUUCCAAUAGAGAGCAGAAAUUAAGUAAUAAUAAUAAGGAAAAUCAUCCUAAGACUUCCUUGAAAGAAUUGAUGAUGCUGAAUGUAUCAGAGUUUCCUUAUGCAAUUCUUGGCUCUAUUGGGGCUGCUUUUGUUGGAAUACAAGCUCCUUUACUUGCCUUUGGUAUAACAUAUAUGUUAACGGCGUUCUAUUCGAACGAUGAAUCGAGGAUCAAGUAUGAUGUUCGAUUGAUUGCCUUUGCUUUCUUUGGGGUUGCUCUUGUUACUCUUCCCAUAUGUUUGAUGCAACACUACUUCUAUACUUUGAUGGGAGAACGAAUCACCACUCGUGUUCGCUUAAAGAUGUUUUCAGCUAUGCUUUCCAACGAGAUUGGAUGGUUCGACCAAGAGGAGAACAGCGUAGGCUCACUGACGUCAAAGCUAGCAGCCGAUGCGACGCUCGUAAGGACAACUCUUGUGGACCGUCUAUCGACAAUUGUGCAAAAUACAUCACUAAUAACAGCAGCCUUUAUCUUGGCCUUUACUUUAAGCUGGCGUAUUGCACUUGUUACUAUUGCCAUGUUUCCUGUACUAAUUGCUGGUUCUUUGGCAGAGCAACUUUUCCUUAAGGGUUUUGGAGGGGAUUAUACAAGUGCUUACUCUAAGGCCAAUACUCUGGCUCGAGAAGCAAUCUCGAACAUUCGAACAGUUGCAGCGUUUGGAGUCGAGCAGCAAAUUGCAAAGAAGUUUGCCUCGCACUUAAAACUGCCAAAUAAACAAGCUAGUAUACAAGGCCACAUAUCAGGGUUCGGGUAUGGCAUAUUGUUACUUUUAAAUUUCAGUUUUUACGCGCUCACACUAUGGUACGGUUCCACUCUGAUCAAGCAUCAGAAGGGUACAUUUGGGGAUAUAAUAAAGUCGUUCAUGAUCUUAAUCGCAUCAGCCUUUUCAAUAGCCGAAGCACUUUCUAUGGCUCCUGAGAUUGUUAAGGGAUCAGAUGCACUCAAAUCCAUAUUUUACAUCCUAAAAAGGAAAACAGAAAUUGACUCUAAUGAUCCCAAAUCAAGAAUAGUAACAAAUGUUAAAGGAGAUAUUGAGUUCAGAAAUGUGAGCUUUCGGUAUCCAUCAAGACUUGAAAUAGAUGUUCUUGAGGAUUUAAGUCUCGAGAUUCCUGCAGGAAGGAGUCUUGCGAUAGUGGGUCAAAGUGGCUCGGGAAAGAGCACAUUGAUCGCCCUAGUCAUGAGAUUCUACGAUCCAUUUUCUGGCUCGGUUUUAAUAGAUGGAGUCGACAUUAGAAGCAUGAAUUUAAAGUCUCUUAGAAAGAGUUUAGGGCUAGUACAACAAGAGCCAACACUGUUCUCGACCACAAUAUACGAGAACAUUCAGUAUGGCAAUGAGGGUGCAACCGAAAUUGAGAUAAUGGAGGCAGCCAAAGCAGCAAAUGCACACGAAUUUAUAAGUAGAAUGCCGGAAGGGUAUCACACUCGAGUAGGGGAAAAUGGGUCUCAAUUAUCAGGGGGACAAAAGCAACGCGUGGCCAUUGCUAGGGCUAUACUCAAAGAUCCAUCCAUUUUACUCUUAGACGAAGCUACUAGUGCACUCGACACUUCCUCAGAAAAGAUCGUUCAAGAAGCUCUCGACAAGCUCAUGCAUAGUCGGACAACCAUUAUAGUGGCUCAUAGGCUCUCAACUAUACGUGAUGCAGAUAGUAUCGCGGUCAUGAGCCAAGGGAAAGUUUGUGAGAUGGGAACCCAUGAAGAGCUUAUUAGUACCCAAGGAAGUGUAUAUGCUCAACUACUUAAUUUACAACAGGAGAAAACUCAAUUGGUGUCUUAAAAUUCUACAACUGUGGGCUGGUUUUGGGCUAAUAUACAAACACAAAAGUGAAAAUUUGAAAUACUUAAGCAAAAAAAAAAUAAAUUAAUUAAAUAACUAAGUUUCAAAAAAAUUCCAAAAGUAAGCGUGAAAAUCUCAAACCUGUGGUUUAGAGUUGUUCGCAGUUAGUAAUUGUGAACUGAUAUUUUGUAUAUAUUUUUUUCCUUAAUUUUUGAAUUGUUAUUUGUUGUAUUUGCACUA
Messenger RNA from Amaranthus tricolor (Joseph's coat), 3993 nucleotides. Its product is annotated as ABC transporter B family member 13-like. The record is from RefSeq and is a predicted model, not a curated record. Gene Ontology annotation, biological process: transmembrane transport. Bases 1 to 3753 code for a protein of 1250 amino acids. Lineage: Eukaryota; Viridiplantae; Streptophyta; Magnoliopsida; Caryophyllales; Amaranthaceae. The transcript is spliced from 11 exons. Gene Ontology annotation, molecular function: ATP hydrolysis activity; ABC-type transporter activity; ATP binding. Gene Ontology annotation, cellular component: membrane.